Linderina pennispora is the source of this 306-nucleotide messenger RNA. RefSeq lists its product as uncharacterized. Bases 1 to 306 code for a protein of 101 amino acids. The transcript has a single exon. NCBI's taxonomy places the organism in Eukaryota, Fungi, Kickxellomycota, Kickxellomycetes, Kickxellales, Kickxellaceae. The record is from RefSeq and is a predicted model, not a curated record.
AUGGACGAGCCCUUGUUUGGCGGGACCAGCCGGCGCGACCUGGUGAUCGAGCGGUUCGGCAGUGUGUACACUGUCGCGGUUGCGGUGCUGAUGCUGACGCUGUCGCUGGUGCGGGGCGUGCAGACCGGCGUAGCCCUACAUGCGCUACUGGGCGUAUGCGUGGUUCUGUUCGCCGCUGUGCAGAUGCAGCUUAUCAAAUGGUACCGCCUGGGCGACCUGGAGCCCAAGUUCCGGUUCAUCAUAUUCGCCAUGGCAGCCGCCCUGACAUUGCUGAGCAUCGUGGCCAGCCUGUAUUUCUUGUCGUGA